This is a messenger RNA of Cebus imitator (Panamanian white-faced capuchin), 1673 nucleotides long. It is a transcript of the gene WNT3A, whose product is annotated as Wnt family member 3A. The transcript has 4 exons. The record is from RefSeq and is a predicted model, not a curated record. Gene Ontology annotation, biological process: neuron differentiation; cell fate commitment; multicellular organism development. Gene Ontology annotation, molecular function: frizzled binding; cytokine activity. Bases 140 to 1198 code for a protein of 352 amino acids. Gene Ontology annotation, cellular component: extracellular region. Lineage: Eukaryota; Metazoa; Chordata; Mammalia; Primates; Cebidae.
CGGAGCCCGCGCACACCCGCGCACCCGCGGCCGCAGGAGGGCCCAGCGACGCCGCCGCGCCAGCUCCCAGGGCCCGGCCGGCCCCGGCGCUCACGCUCUCGGGGCGGACUCCAGGCCCUCCGCGCCCUCCCGCGCGGCGAUGGCCCGGCUCGGAUACUUCUUACUCCUCUGCAGCCUGAAGCAGGUUCUAGGCAGCUACCCGAUCUGGUGGUCGCUGGCAGUCGGGCCGCAGUACUCCUCCCUGGGCUCGCAGCCCAUCCUGUGUGCCAGCAUCCCGGGCCUGGUCCCCAAGCAGCUGCGCUUCUGCAGGAACUACGUGGAGAUCAUGCCCAGCGUGGCCGAGGGCAUCAAGAUCGGCAUCCAGGAGUGCCAGCACCAGUUCCGAGGCCGCCGGUGGAACUGCACCACCGUCCACGACAGCCUGGCCAUCUUUGGGCCCGUGCUGGACAAAGCUACCCGGGAGUCAGCCUUUGUCCACGCCAUUGCUUCAGCCGGUGUGGCCUUCGCGGUGACACGCUCGUGUGCAGAGGGCACAGCCGCCAUCUGUGGCUGCAGCAGCCGCCACCAGGGCUCACCAGGCAAGGACUGGAAGUGGGGUGGCUGCAGCGAGGACAUCGAGUUUGGUGGGAUGGUGUCUCGGGAGUUCGCCGACGCCCGGGAGAACCGGCCAGAUGCCCGCUCAGCCAUGAACCGCCACAACAACGAGGCUGGGCGCCAGGCCAUCUCCAGCCACAUGCACCUCAAGUGCAAGUGCCACGGGCUGUCGGGCAGCUGCGAGGUGAAGACGUGCUGGUGGUCGCAGCCCGACUUCCGCGCCAUCGGCGACUUCCUCAAGGACAAGUAUGACAGCGCCUCGGAAAUGGUGGUGGAGAAGCACCGGGAGUCCCGCGGCUGGGUGGAGACCCUGCGGCCGCGCUACACCUACUUCAAGGUGCCCACGGAGCGCGACCUGGUCUACUACGAGGCCUCGCCCAACUUCUGCGAGCCCAACCCCGAGACGGGCUCCUUCGGCACGCGCGACCGCACCUGCAACGUCAGCUCCCACGGCAUCGACGGCUGCGACCUGCUGUGCUGCGGCCGCGGCCACAACGCGCGCGCGGAGCGGCGCCGGGAGAAGUGCCGCUGCGUGUUCCACUGGUGCUGCUACGUCAGCUGCCAGGAGUGCACGCGCGUGUACGACGUGCACACCUGCAAGUAGGCGCCGGCCGCGCCUCCCCCGGACCGCGCGGGCCCUGCCUGGGGUGCGCUUUUCCCUGGGUGGAGCCGGACUCCCACCAGACGGGACCGGGCAGCGCUCCUCCCUGGGGGCGACGCUCCUCCCUGGGGCCGGCGCUCCUCCCUGGGGGCGGUGCUCCUCCCUGGGGCCGGGGCUCCUCCCUGGGGGCGGCCGCUCCUCCCUGGGGCUGGGGCUCCUCCCUGGGGCCGGGGCUCCUCCCUGGGGGCGGCCGCUCCUCCCUGGGGCUGACGCUCCUCCCUGGGGCUGACGCUCCUCCCUGGGGGCGGGGCUCCUCUCUGGGGGCGGCCGCUCCUCCCUGGGGGCCACGCUCCUCCCUGGGGCUAGGGUUCCUCCCUGGGGGCGGGGCUCCUCCCUGGGGCUGGGGCUCCUCCCUGGGGGCGGGGCUCCUCCGUGGGGCUGACGCUCCUCCCUGGGGCAGGGCUCCUCCCUGGGGGCG